This is a messenger RNA of Piliocolobus tephrosceles (Ugandan red Colobus), 1092 nucleotides long. RefSeq lists its product as uncharacterized. The record is from RefSeq and is a predicted model, not a curated record. Lineage: Eukaryota; Metazoa; Chordata; Mammalia; Primates; Cercopithecidae.
AUGGGUCGGGGGCUUCUCAGUAUUCUACAGCCCAAAUAUUGCCUGGCUCUGGAGGCGCCUAUCGCACCAGGAGCAGGUGCUGCAAAGUCCUUCCCGGAGAUCAUGAGACGCCUGGUGAGUGAACCACACCCUGGGUCCCAUGGGCCAGGGGAGACUCGAGCCCCUCAUGGGGCUGGUGUGUCCCCCAUGAGGAGCUGCAGGACCUGGUCUGCCAGCUUUAUAGGGGGGUCUCAUCCCAUGGAGAGGGGUCCCCAGCAGUCCUGGGGACUGAAAUCCCAGGGGACCCUGCUCAGGCCUCCGAUCCCAGCCCAGAAAGACAGGUCCCCCCACACCUGCUGUCCUACAAAAUCCUUCGGGCUCACCCUGCAACUGUGGGAUGUGCUCGUCUUGGAGGGUGAGCAGGUACUGACGGCCAUGGCGCAUGCAUCAUUCAAAAUACACAGGGAGCGCCUCAUGAAGCUUUCCUGGAGCACCGUCUGGGAGUUUCAGGAGCGACUCUCUCAGAGCUGGGCCCUGGAGGACAACGCGGUCCUCAGGAACCUUCAAACCUCCAUGAAGGAACUCACAAGGAAACACUGGGACCUGCCGCCCCCAGCAGAACUCAAGUGAGUGUCCUCGAGGGCGUCCCCUGGCAUUGGGCCCCUAUCUGAGGGGGACAGACUGGCCCCCACCCCACCAGCUCAGCUCCAGGGACUCAUGCCAUCAGUCCCUCAGGACAAAAGCCUUGUCCUCCCCCAGCUUGGCCUGACUAGGCUGUCCUCAAGGCUGGGGCCGAGGCCCAGCAGCACAAGGAGGCCUCACCAGAACCCAGGGCAGCAAGCCACUCUAGGGGCCCAGAGGCUCAAGAUAAGGCCAGCCUCUCCCUCGGUGACGUCAGGCCUUAUAUAUGAAAAUGCCUGUGCUGGAACUCUAUGCCACAGUGCCCGACAGACCUGGAUGUUGGGAGCCCAUGGUUCCCCAACUACAAUUUUGAACAGGGCUACUGUGCCCGUCACUUCCAACAUCUUAACCUGGGCAGCUCUGGAACCACAGGCCAGGCCUGGUCCAGGAAGCCCACUGGGCCCUGACACCAGGCCCUGCCUGGGCUUAUGA